This is a messenger RNA of Zootoca vivipara (common lizard), 564 nucleotides long. The record is from RefSeq and is a predicted model, not a curated record. Lineage: Eukaryota; Metazoa; Chordata; Lepidosauria; Squamata; Lacertidae.
CCUUGAUGUUCCAUGUAGAUCAAAGAGAAGAAACUGUCCCAUGCCUGGUUCCUGGUGGGAACCAUUCUGCUGAAGGAGGACCUUCUUCUGCAGGGACAACAGAAUUACUGUGUUGUCCGGUGAAAGGCCGUUUACAAUAACAACAACAACUUUCAGGGACAUGUAUUUUGGUUUCGUGGUUCUUGAGGGGGUCCUGGCGGUGGCCAUUAUCACCAUCAACCUGUUGGUUUGUGCCACCGUCUACCUGCACAAGGAGCUGAGAUGCAUCACGAACUACCUGAUUGUGUGCCUGGCAGUGGCCGACCUUGGUGUGGGAGCCCUGGCCAUCCCCUUCUCAAUGGUACUCAGCAUGGAGUAUGUCCUCUGUUUCUACACAUGCCUCUUCCUCACUUGCUUCCCACUGGUCACCACCCAGUUCUCCAUCCUCCUCCUGCUGGUCAUUGCCAUCAACGCCCACCUGAAGAUCAAGCUGCCCAACAGGUAAGCCAAAGGCUCUUUCUUCAGCAUCCAGCCUGUGAAACUGAGUGAGUGCAUGUGAGCCAACAACAUCUAUGCACAUGAUCA